AUGCAAGACGUACGAAAAUUUCAUCAGGCCUUCUAUGCUUCUUGUGAUAAAAUAACACAGGAUGCAUUCCUGUUGAAAUACAUCAGCAAUGAAACGCCAACCAGGCCUGGGCCUAGUCAUCGUAAAGGUAACAAUAAUCCUGGUCCUGCCGAACAUUUUGUCAAACGGCCAUGUGUGGAGCCCGUGUCACCACAACCCUCCGUGGAUCGCUUGUCUGUCACGUUUGCUGCUGAGGAGCCCAGCGUUAUCUCCAUGGAGAAAGUGCGCUUUGAACCUGAUAAUGUUCCAUCUGAAGCAGAAGAAGAUGAAGACUACUCUCAGAGCGUGAGUGCAAUAUUCCAACGUAAAGCCUCCACACGCCGCAGUCGCAAGAGAAGACGCUCUUCUAGUCCACUGUUUACGCAAGAGGCGGAAGAUAACCAAAACGGUGUCCGUAACCGCAGAAGAUCGUCCGUCUUUACAACCAGCUCUGGAGACACUGCCAUAUCAGUGGAGGAUGCUGUACAAGAGCAGAUUCUGCAGAACAUAAAACUCCAUAAAGAAGUACUUAGUAGCGUGAAGCAGCAGCCAUGGAACAUGCGACGAAAACUGCGACUGGUGAGACAAGCACAAGCAUACAUACGCAGACAUGAAGGGGAGCUGCAGGAGCGACUUGCACAGAGUCGUAGUACCCGGGAUAUACUGGCCCGCUUCAACAUUGUCCUCAUCAAGCACUGGCAGCACACCAAGAGAGAGUUGGCUAACCUGAUGAAUGUACUGAUCCCCUGGGAAAUCAGAAUCAAAGAGAUUGAAUCUCAUUUUGGAUCGGUGGUUGCUUCAUAUUUCACAUUCCUACGUUGGCUAUUCUGGGUAAAUCUUGUGACUGCUGUUGUCCUUAUAGUGUUUGUUGCCGUCCCUGAGAUGCUGAUGGCCAACAAGCAAAAGGCUGGAAUGCGAAAGAAGAUGACGGAAGACGAGAAGGCCAAUGCCACCAAUCUGUUUACCCUUUGGGACUUUGAUGGAGUCCUGAGGUACUCGCCCCUAUUCUACGGUUACUACUCUAACCAGGACCCAGAGGACAAGAGUUUGGCCAAAAGCAUCGGCUACAGGAUGCCUCUUGCCUACUUCCUCACAGAGCUCGUGGUCUAUAUUUACAGUUUCGUAGCCAUACUGCGCCGGAUGGCAGAGAACUCUCGCCAGAGCAAGCUGUCGGAGAAGGAUGACGAGUGUGUCUUCACAUGGAAACUAUUCACUGGCUGGGACUACAUGAUCGGAAACUCUGAGACUGCCCAUAACCGCACUGCCUCUAUCAUCCUGGGCUUCAAGGAAGCACUACUCGAGGAAGCUGAGAAGAAACGAGAUGAAGGCCGCAACUGGAAGGUCACCAGUCUGCGUGUAUUCGCGCACCUGAAUGUGUUGUGGUUGCUGGGUUCGUCAGUGUAUGCUGUGAUACUCGUGGUACAUCGCUCGACACAACCUGAGGCCGAGAACGGUUGGUGGCGCAAGAAUGAGAUCACCAUCGUCGUCUCACUUAUCACCACGCUAUUUCCGGCCUUUUUCGAAGUUCUUGGCAUCAUCGAACAAUAUCAUCCUAGAAAGAAACUGCGUAUGCAGUUAGCCAGAAUUAUGGCUUUAAAUUUAUUGAACAUUUACACUUUGAUUUUUGCUUCGUUCUCAAAAAUAAAUGAGAUGAGCAACACACUUCAAGCUCUCAGACCAAAGAAUGACUCUUUUACAACAUCUCAGCCUCCCUCAGCAGCUUACCAAGUCGGAGCUAAGUUUCCAAAAUCCCUCUCCAUAUCAGAACCAUAUACUUAUGAAUGGAAUUCAACUUUGUCAACUGAAAAAUUUAUGAAUUGUAGGAACAUAACUGUUCCUUGUUCUUCAACAACAGCAAUUACCAUGAUGACUGUACUCAUGUCUGUUUUGGCUGCAAAUAGUACAUUUACUCCAUUGUCUUCUAAUGAUGGACAUUCUUUCAGUAGUGUUUCAACUCUUCCUUCAACGCCAUUAUACAAUUCAAGCUCUCAGAAUCUGACCACUUCUUCACAGUUGACUGGGCUUGAUGAUACAACAUCUACUAAUCUGGGAAUGUACUCAAGUCUAGAUCCGUAUUCAACAACAGAUUUUGCAGUAGAAUUUGAUGGUGACCAAAUUAAUGAUUUCAAAGAUUCUGAUGAAUUCCUUAGCGUUGACAGUAGUUUUACAGACUCUACAGUCAGUGAAAGUGUUCAAGAGUCAGGUGAAACUGCAGUAAACACAAAUGUCCCUAGCUUAUCCGAGACAACACAAUUAACAGAACUGACUAACAAUGAUGUGACUGUGGAAAACUCUACACCAUCUGAUAAUUACCCGAGUUCAAUAGAAUUAUCUACCCAGGAUUUUGAUUUUACAAGUUCAUCAACUUCCAGUGACUCAGUUUCUCCUGAAAGCACAUUAGUGGAACAAAUAUGCAUCAAAACUGUAUGUGACACUGUUCCUUCAGAACAGUCAACUACAACCCGUACUGAUCAGCGGAUUUCACUUCCAGUGUCCACAACACAAACAAUGGUAUCAACCACCCCCACCACUACUACUUCUAAUACAGCAUCUCCUGAUAUGGAAGUCCUUCAGUACUCAGACCUCACUGCAUAUAUUGACUCUCUGGAUGCUGAUACCUGCAAGAAGCUAAGACCUCUCUGUUGGGAGACAAUGUUUGGCAGAGAGAUGGUGAAGCUCACCGUCAUGGAUCUGGUGAUGACUGUACUGUCCACUUUGAUGGUAGACUUCUUCCGAGCACUAUUUGUGAGAUUCAUGAACAACUGUUGGUGCUGGGACCUGGAGAAGAAGUUUCCUCAGUAUGGUGAUUUCAAGAUUGCAGAAAAUAUCUUGCAUCUGGUAAACAAUCAAGGAAUGGUAUGGAUGGGAAUGUUCUUCUCCCCAGGGUUGCCUCUCAUUAACAUUAUCAAGUUGGCCAUCAUGAUGUACCUUCGCUCAUGGGCCGUCCUCACUUGUAAUGUUCCUCAUGAGGUAGUAUUCAGAGCAUCUCGGUCCAAUAACUUCUAUCUGGCCUUGCUGCUGACGAUGCUGUUCCUCUGUGUGCUACCGGUUGGCUAUGCAGUCGUCUGGGUAGUGCCCUCCUGGCACUGUGGUCCCUUCUCCAACUACCAGAAAAUAUACUAUAUCUUCACCAAGAGUCUUAAAAAGGCUUUACCAUACAAGUCACUUCAUAAAGCUUUUGACUACAUGGCAUCACCUGGUAUCGUGAUUCCACUUUUGAUGCUGCUGGUACUCAUCAUCUACUAUCUUAUUUCUCUAACGAGUGCUCUACGAGAAGCUAACAAUGAUCUCAAAAUACAACUUCGAAGGGAAAGGACUGAAGAGAGGCGGAAAAUGUUCCAGCUUGUUGACAAAAAAAGACAAGAAGCUGAAAAUCCUGUUUUCAAAUGGAGAAAAGCACUGCCCAACUCACCAAGUGGAAAGUUGUCAAUUGCUGAUAUUUCAAUUGAUAUCCUGAAAGCAGGAGCUGUUAUAAGUAAUGGAACAGCAAAAUAUGACUCAAAACAUAAAGAACUUAUUGAGGAAUUCAUUAAAAAAACAAAGAGAAUGCCCUCAGGCACAUCUGAAGAAGAAAACGGAGUUCAAGAAGCAGGGGAAGGUACUGACAUUGAGCAUCAAGAUUCACUGCCGUACGAUAUAUCUAAGGUACAAAAAUACUCAGAGCUGUUAGUUAAAAAAGAUGACACCAAAAAGAAAAUUCUUAAAGAGGAAGAUAUUACUAAAGGAGAUCACAAGAAAAAAUCACCCAAAGAAAAACAAUCAAUGAGUAAAGAGCGAGAAGAUUCAAUUAACUCUGGAUGGUCAGACAUUCCUGAAAUCCGAAUAAUUCAGACAGAGAGUGCAGAGCGAUUGGAUGAUGUGGGAGGCCAAACAAGAACAAAAAAGAAUUGUGAUACAGAUAUUGAUAAUGAAGAAAAGUAUAAAGUUACCAAAAGGAAAUUAAAAAAAGGAAAAUCACAACAGAAAAUCAAUCAAAUUUCCGAAACUAAGAAGAGUAAUAAGAACAUGAAAAAUAAUAAACCCAAGAAAGAGCUGAAUUUUAACGAAAAAGAUAGUAAAGAUUCUCCUGAAAACACCAAGAAAGCUCAUAAGCAGAAAGGUAGCACAAGUACUAAAGAAAACAGAAUAUCAUCAACAGAGAACCGUGCUCUAGAUGUUGAUGUUAAUGAUGAAGAGAACCAGUUAAUGUCAGAGAAUGAUGAUGAAGAUGAAAAUGAUCAAAGCAAGUUUAUUGUUCGUAAAGUAAAAUCAGGAAACAACAAAUUAAAGACACUACAAAAUACAAAAUCACAGUUAAACACAGCCAAUAGAGGUAUCAAAAGGGUUAAAGCUAAAGAGAACAAAUCUACAGAAGAAAGUUUUGAAAAUAAAUCUACAGAUAAAAGUAACACAGUAGAAUCAAGUAAUGAUAGUGAAGAAUCAAAUGAACAUACUGAAAGUGAAGAUGAUGAGAUGAAAGGAGAUAUAAAAGAGGACAACUAUUCAGAUCAAUCUGAUACAGAAGAUGAAAGUGAUCAAGGAAAUAGUGAGGAUGGGAAUGAUGUAGAAGAUUUUCCUUGUGAUGAAAAUAAAAUAAAAAACUAUAAAUGUUCACAGCAAGACAUUAAAAAACUAACAAAUGAUUUUGAAAGUGGAGAGAGUGGUGAGAGUGAUGUCUCAUCCCAAAAUACUGUUAAACAUGUUAGUUUACAGCAACAAAGAAAAGAAAGUAGAGAAGAAGAUAUUAAUAAAAAACAACCCGUUAAAGACCAAACAAACUCUCAGAAAGUAAUGGCCAGAUUUAAAAUUGCAAAUGUUCUUCUGAAUGAAGCAAGAAGAAGAAACAGUAAUGGUCUUGAGGAAAGUUAAGUUAAAUUUAUACAAUUAAUGGAAAAAACAUAUUUAUUUCAGUCAUAUAUUUUGUGACGCACUAAUAAGUUAACAUGUUAGCUUUUGUGGAAGAGUAUUUUAUAAAACAUGUGAUUGUGCAUUUUUUAUCUCACCAAAGUAAUUUUGUAGUAUGUGAGAAGUAAUUAAUUAUUUUAUGAUAAAAAUAUUGAAAUAUAAUACAUUAAAAACAUAACUUAAAAAGAAUCUAAAAUUUGCAUAUUGAUUUCAACAACAUUAUAGGGCUAAGGUUUGGAGAGUGAAUACCGUAAGAUGUACACUUUAUUAAUUCUAUAACAUUUAUCUGAUUAAUUAUAAUACUUUUGUUGUGAUUCAUUAGGCUUCUUACUCUAAAUGUGAACCAUGACAGAAGAUUUGGUUUAAGAGUUGAGUACAAAUCCUGAAUUAAUUCUGACCAAUUUAUCCACUUAAACUUCAGAAUGAUUUUGUAUAAUCAAUCCAAUGUUGUUUCUUUUGUGUGUGUAUAAUUUUUUAUUGUCUUGUUUUAUUUCAUUUUUCUUUAUAUAAAAUAACCUAACAUGACUUUAAACUGCAAUAAUUUGAUACUGGCAUUAAAUAAAUAUUUUUUUUUGUACUUGUAUUAUAUACUCAGAAAUGUUGUACAUCAGUCUAUAAAAAAAAACCAAUAACAUAAAUGCUUCUAAGUGCACAUACAAAAUAUUUCUGAAUGUUAUGUUAAUGU
This is a messenger RNA of Homalodisca vitripennis (glassy-winged sharpshooter), 5587 nucleotides long. Its product is annotated as transmembrane channel-like protein. The transcript is spliced from 16 exons. NCBI's taxonomy places the organism in Eukaryota, Metazoa, Arthropoda, Insecta, Hemiptera, Cicadellidae. The record is from RefSeq and is a predicted model, not a curated record. Bases 1 to 4866 code for a protein of 1621 amino acids. Gene Ontology annotation, cellular component: plasma membrane. Gene Ontology annotation, molecular function: mechanosensitive monoatomic ion channel activity.